This is a messenger RNA of Arabidopsis thaliana (thale cress), 1222 nucleotides long. RefSeq names its product Ubiquitin fusion degradation UFD1 family protein. Bases 275 to 1222 code for a protein of 315 amino acids. NCBI's taxonomy places the organism in Eukaryota, Viridiplantae, Streptophyta, Magnoliopsida, Brassicales, Brassicaceae. The record is from RefSeq and is marked reviewed. The transcript has 10 exons. Gene Ontology annotation, biological process: proteasomal protein catabolic process; ubiquitin-dependent protein catabolic process; regulation of response to oxidative stress. Gene Ontology annotation, cellular component: chloroplast outer membrane; cytosol; nucleus.
UACGACUUACCUUGCGGGAAUCACGCGACCAAUUGAUUCUUCUUCUCACAAGCAGGUACUCUCUCUCUCUAUCUCUGUUUUCUCCGAUUGUCAAUUCUCGCGAGAAGGAAGCUUCCAAUUCUAGGUUUCCGUUUUGGUUCGCGCUUUAAGCCCAAUUAUGGUCGGAUUUGUACGUUUGGGUGUCACCAUGGUAGAUUCGUUUCGUUAGAAUUGUGGAGUACUCGUUUAGGAAUCGAAAGUUGGCGUUAACUCUUGUUUAUCUACCAGUUGAAAGAUGUUUUACGAUGGAUACGCUUAUCAUGGAACUACCUUUGAGCAGACUUACCGGUGUUAUCCCUCAUCCUUUAUUGAUAAGCCUCAAAUUGAAAGUGGUGACAAGAUUAUAAUGCCACCAUCAGCCCUUGAUCGUCUAGCUUCUUUGCAGAUUGAUUAUCCAAUGCUCUUUGAACUUCGUAAUGCUUCAACAGAUAGUUUUUCUCACUGCGGAGUCCUUGAGUUCAUCGCAGAAGAAGGCGUGAUUUACAUUCCCUACUGGAUGAUGCAGAAUUUGCUGUUGCAAGAAGGAGACAUGGUGAGAGUUAGAAAUGUCACUCUUCCAAAGGGAACCUACGUGAAACUGCAACCCCACACAACAGACUUUCUCGAUAUAGCUAACCCGAAAGCCAUCUUGGAGACCGCAUUGAGGAACUAUUCAUGUCUAACGGUCGGAGAUAGCAUUAUGGUCCCAUACAACAAUAAGAAAUACUUCAUAGACAUAGUGGAGGCAAAGCCUUCUAAUGGUAUUAGCAUCAUUGAAACUGAUUGCGAGGUUGAUUUCGCACCUCCCCUUGAUUACAAGGAACCCGAACGACCUGUAGCACCUGCUCCAGCCAAAGGUGAAGCAAAAGCUAAGGAGGUUGAUGUGGCUGAAGCAGAACCAAAGUUUAACCCUUUCACGGGUUCGGGAAGACGUUUGGAUGGACGACCUUUAUCCUAUGAACCGCAACCUGGUGCUGCUAACAGUAACGGCCAAUCACAUCCUGUUGCAAGUAGUAGUAGUAGUGGGUCAGAGAAGGCUACGCAACAAAAUCGAGGGAAACUUGUGUUCGGUUCAAAUGUAGAGCGGUCUACUAAAGAGACAACAAAGGUUGGAGCUGGGAAAGAUAGAAAGCAAGAGGAAGAGGCUGAGAAGGAAGCCAAGUUCCAAGCUUUUAGUGGUAAAAAAUAUUCAUUGAGGGGUUGA